UUUGAUUCAUUUUACUGAGAACUUGGGUCUUCUCUUUCCUCAGAAAGAUCUCGCUUGUACGUCAUGUAAUCACGAGAAUUGAGCUGCCAGCCUGCCACUUCAUUGUUUCACCAUGCAUAAAACUUAACGUACACCAUUCUCUCAAAAUGCAGAAUAUACUUUAACUAACUUUCCACAAACCAUAAUAUAUAUAUAUAUACACGCAAGUUUUAGAUCGUCAUUUACUCUUGCUCUCAUCAGGUAAGUAUUAGUUUUGGUAGGCUAAACUUUCGAAUAGAAAAUGGGUAUAUUCCCUGGAUUUGGUAGCUGGAUAAGUAAGAACAGUCAACAGCCUCUUAAGGCCGAGUCCAAGAGAUCUGAAAAUGUCGAAUCUAAGUCGGUGUCAGAGAAAGACAUCAAUAAUAAUGCUCCUGCUAACAAGAAGAAGAAAGAAUAUGUGUAUGAUGAAAAAGAGGAGAUGAGACAACAUAUACUUUGGUAUGAAGAAGAGAAGAAGCAUCCUUGGCAUAAUCCCCCUCCCAAGGUCAAGGUGACAACUAAGAAGGGUGUUUACCAUAUGAACUUAGAAGUAACCAUAGGAGCGGCGCCUAAUAUGACCUUCUUUUGGUUGACUGACCCAGGGAGCAGUUCGUUUUUUGAUAUGAAGAAUUGGCGCGUCCUUAUGAAAAACAUAAAAAGAAAGGUUUUGACGGAGGAUGGUCCGAGGCGGGUCAUCAAGGUGGAGAAAGCUGUGGUUCAUGACUUCUUUUCGCUGACUACUAUUCCUAUCCCGUUACAUCUAAUUGUGGAAGAAAACGAAAAAGAUCUUACGGGAAAAUAUAAGAAAGAGAAAGUAAUGUUCAUGAAAGUGUUCGAGGGCAACUUUAAAGUGGAGCCUGUAUAUGUAGAUCAAGAACGGUUGUGCAAAAAGAAGUUACCAAAAGAUCAAGAAGAAUAUAAAAAAUGUAGUGGUGGCGAAGGAAAGACUGCGUCAAAAUUGACAAUAAAUCAAUACUUUGAGCCAUAUCCUCCAUUUAAUCUACCGCCGCUUUCUUGGUACAUCCGUGGGAGCACCAUCAAAGCCUCCAAAAAUCUGCUCAUUGCACUUCAGAACACAUCUAAGAUUAUAAGAAUAGCUAAGCUGCCCGAAGAUUAUGAAGAAUUUAGAGCAAAGAUGAAUUCCAGGAGUAACGCAAAUUCAAUAUUUUAUUAGAAAAGCUUUAAAACAAAUUACAACGAAUCUGUUUAAUCAGAAUAAUAUGACUUCGCAGCUUGUGAAUCAACAUUGAUCAUUUUCUAACCUAUCAAAUUAAGCAACACAACUCUCGUUGCACACUUGAUUAUGCUUGAUAAGAAACUCUCACACCCAGCUCUCUGAUCUCUCAAAACCGUGACUAGCUAAAAACCUCUCCAGCUCCUUUUUAUUACCACC
Molecule: messenger RNA, 1411 nt
Organism: Brassica rapa (field mustard)
Lineage: Eukaryota; Viridiplantae; Streptophyta; Magnoliopsida; Brassicales; Brassicaceae
Source: RefSeq, a predicted model, not a curated record